Penicillium canescens is the source of this 1905-nucleotide messenger RNA. RefSeq lists its product as uncharacterized. Lineage: Eukaryota; Fungi; Ascomycota; Eurotiomycetes; Eurotiales; Aspergillaceae. The transcript is spliced from 6 exons. The record is from RefSeq and is a predicted model, not a curated record. Gene Ontology annotation, molecular function: NAD+ poly-ADP-ribosyltransferase activity. Bases 1 to 1905 code for a protein of 634 amino acids.
AUGUCUGACAAGAAAGCCGACAAGGAAACCGACAAGCUGAUGGACAGCCUGAAAGGUCUGGUGAUCGGUGCCAGUGGCAACAUCCCUGGGUAUCAGCAUCGCCACAUCAAAAAAAUGGUCGAAAAAUGCGGCGCCACAUUUGCCCAGAUGGACGUCAGUAAAUGCACCCAUCUCGUCACAACGCACACUGGUAUCAGGCAGGGACACAUCAAAGUCGAUCGGGCUAUUGCGUCGGGAGAGUGUCAUAUUGUCAAUGUGGAUUGGCUGCUGAAGAGCAUCGAGAAUCAAAGCCCUGAAGAAGUCCAGCAGUACAAGUUGCUGCAGAGCAAGAAUGCUGUGAAUGCGACUGACUUGACAGGCAAUAAGCGUGCGCGAGAAUCUGACUCUGACGACGAAGAUGUCGGUUCCUUGAAGAAGCCCAAGGAUGAGCGAAAGAUCAGGUUCGCAAAGCUAGCUGCCUUAGUGGAUUCCGAAAUUAUUACCGAUGGAGACAGGACGUUGUCGGUUUGGAUGGACGAUGCUGGGGAAAUCUGGGAUGCGACACUCAUGAACACCGUCACUCAUGUUGAAGGCCAAAAGAGGUCUCAAGCGACUUCUAUUAUCCGACUCCAACUUAUCUUGGAUUCCAACUCAGACAAGUAUUAUGUUUUUCAAGUGCAACGUGAAAUUCCCACUACUCGAGAUGAGCCCUCAAGUACAACGCACGAAGAGUUUUGUGACACCCUGGACGGCGCCAGAUGCGAUUUCGAGGGAAGGUUUCGCAGCCAGAGUGGUCUGUUAUGGAAGGACAGGCACGAAAUUCCAAAAGAUGACAGGUUCGUAUCUCUGGAACUUCAAUACGAAGAGCCUGUUGUUCUCGUUAGCGAGAAAUGCGCAUUCGCUCAAAGCGUUGAGGAUGUUUUGGGCCUCAUAUUUAAAAAGGGUGACUUUGAACGCUUUGUCAACUCGAUGAGCACCUAUGGUCGUAGGAUGGAUCUCGCGGGGCAGUUCAAAGGCCACACUCUUCAGGCUGGGAUUGCAAUUUUGAGAAAGAUUGUGGAACUUUAUGGAAAGAUUGCCAUGAAGUCUUGUGGUCCGCAAGUUGAUAAUUUGUGCAACCUGUAUUCUGUCCUGAUGGUGAAUGGUGCACAAGAUUUUACUUACAAUCAGCCCGGGCUUGCUCCUAUCAUGGGCGAACUGAUGACUCUUGAUUUGGCAAUCAAGCUCCACACUGCCAGUAACAUCUUGAGAAGAAAAAACAGCAGAUUGAACACAUCUAUGACAAUGAGACAGAUAUCCCAUGCGCUCGGUCUGGCAAAGUUGACCCCAGUGGAUCAAACUUCAAAGGAGUAUGUGGAGCUUUGUAAUUAUCUCCAUGGCUCGGCCAGAAAAGCACACGCGAGACAAUUCAAGCAAGUUGUUAGUGUUUUCCGCUUGAAGCGGCCAGGUGAGAUGCAGCGCUUCGCUCGGUGGGAGAAGGAAAACACAUCCGAGAUUGGAGACCGGCGACUCCUUUGGCACGGCUCAUCAACUGUCAAUUUUGCAGGAAUCUUGAGUCAAGGACUACGCCAUGGCGGACUUUGCAGUGCCAAUGGAAAGAGAUUCUGUCCGGGAAUCUAUUUUGCCGACAUGUCGACCAAAUCGCUAGGCUACUGCCAAGGACAAAAGCAGGCAUUGAUGGCGCUGUGCGAAGUCGAGCUGGGCAGGCCAGGUACCGGACUUUCAGUCACCAAUGCAGCGGCUACUGUUCAUUCGAAAUGGCGCGAUGCUGGAUGUAUUCAUGAAGACUUUGUGGGGACUCAAAUUCCGGAUGUGCGGGUUCCGCCUGAGCAAGUGUAUGCCAGCGGGCUUUACCAUCCGGAAUAUGUUGUCCAGGAUCCAGCUCAGGUUCGCCUGCAGUACUUGUUUCGUGUUCAGUUGCAGUGA